Molecule: messenger RNA, 1437 nt
Organism: Glarea lozoyensis ATCC 20868
Lineage: Eukaryota; Fungi; Ascomycota; Leotiomycetes; Helotiales; Helotiaceae
Exons: 1
Coding region: 1-1437 (478 amino acids)
Source: RefSeq, a predicted model, not a curated record
AUGGCAACCCAAAUCACUUUCCAGCGAUCGCACAAUGAAGAACCAUAUCCUAGUUCGGAACGAAUGUUUGAAGAGAAAUUCACAUCCUUCGGCCUUUCAACGGAACGAUCACCCAAUUCGUUGAUGACAAUUUGUCGUCAGAUAGCGGUUCUUCUGGCUGUACAUGGCUUGAUCGCGGAAUCGGUGGACCUAAUUGAACUGAGCGAUAAGUUCUCUCGAAAUGGAAUCGUGCUCUCUGCAAGUGGCUUGUAUUUUGCAUUCGAAGCGGCGAAUGUAUGGCCCUGCACGGUCCCUGAAGAACACAAAACUGUCGAACAUCUGAACUCCUUGGACACUGAUCCACUUGGAGAUUGGGGGAACAUAGUCAUAGACCCACGUGUAGACUGUCCACCACUUUCUGUGGAUGAAGAAGGCCUGACAAGACUUCUAAAAUACAUCAACGGGGACCAGAAAGAGAGACUCGCUUAUCCCAGUGCGCAUUUUCCUGGUCGAGUUUGUAUUUUAUUCCUGGCAGAUGCACGAUCCAUGGCAAUAGACUUCGCUUUGCGAUUGGGCCACGAAGAUGAAGCGGAAAGGCUGCUUGUUGGUCAUGGAACAGAUCCUACAUCUGUAGCCAAAUCUAGAAUCGCUUGGAGGUUGUUGAAGGAUGGUAAGAUGUUUAGUCGAGCAAAUGUAGAGGAAGCUCGAGUGCAAUACCGACGGCUCAGAGAUGUUCUGAACAACCGCUUAGAGAAAGGUCCACUUGAUCUUUUGAAGGACAAGACGUUACUGGAGUUGGUGGAGUUAUUGGACAAGCACACAGUAGCACAUGAUGAUGGUGAUGAAGAUGACCAUCUUGAAGAAUACAGGCUGCGCGACUUCCGAGGUAAUCGCAGUAUUCGCUACGAACCAGCCACGAACUCCCAAAUAUCAACAUUGGAACACAAAUUAAACACUACCCUUCCAGAUGAUUACAAAGACUUCCUCAAGAUAUCCAAUGGGCUUCGAUUCAUUUGGAACGGCUACUUCAGGCAGGGAUUUCUAGGCCAAUUGAGCGACAUCCAAAAGGGCGAACACAUCCUACAAGGGAGCGAUGCUCUCGAAUUCUCUCUCAUGGAGUGGUCCGAGCUACCUUUCAAGGUGGAAUGGCCGAAGCUCGAUCAGCAGCAGGCUCUGCAUGUCAGCAGCUUGAAUGAGGAAGGAGAUGUAUGGAUUGUGGAACCGAGUCUGGUGACUGAAGCGAAAAAGGCGUUUUGGGAUGUGUAUAAUGAUCCUGGCACGAGUGAGGAAGCCCGGACAACUGCCUUCCGAGUGGUAUCUGAUCACUUUGGGAGUACUGAUGGUUUUAAUGAUAUGGAGUGGGCUGUUGUAUCGUGGACUCAUUGGGGGAUGACGAUGCUGGUUUGGAAGUCUUUUCGGGAUUUUUUGGAGCAUCUUGUUGUUCAAGGUGGAAAGUGA